Molecule: messenger RNA, 6841 nt
Organism: Rhipicephalus sanguineus (brown dog tick)
Lineage: Eukaryota; Metazoa; Arthropoda; Arachnida; Ixodida; Ixodidae
Exons: 15
Coding region: 519-2792 (757 amino acids)
Cellular component (GO): plasma membrane
Molecular function (GO): ATP hydrolysis activity; ATP binding; ABC-type transporter activity
Source: RefSeq, a predicted model, not a curated record
CAAUCUUCGGUGGCGAGGGAGAAGAGAAGACCUCAAACCACAAGUCGUCGUUCUUCUUCCACAGGCGGCGCGACGUCGCCGCAGGAGAGCUGCUGCCGGCCCCGUUUCUUUCCGCCUUCCUUUUGUGCUGUCGCCGCGCUCGCGCACGCCGCCGCUAUCUUCCAAUUCCGCCGCGCGCGCAGCAGCGAGUGACAGACAGCUGACGAGAAUGAGGAAGAGGAGAUAAGAAGGGGCCCUCAGCGAAAGACACCUCGCGAAAAGGCGCCUUCCCGGUUCCGGAUUGGAUUGUGGACUUGCCUUCGUUUGGCGUGUGUGCUUCCCGAGCCGCUACGCACACUUUUACGUGCAUCGUCAAGAAGGCGUAUACUCUUCAUUGGCGGUGUCACUUCUUCGACCAAGACUUCUCGUCGGCGACUUUUCCAUGAGUGGUGUUCUGCCGUUGCCACCGGUGACCACUGGUGUCGCGGCUCCGGAUCGCGUAGUGCCUGCCGCCUAGGAGUCGGGUGGUGGUUCGGGGAAUGCUUCCUCUGAGCUACGGCCUUGAGAUUGUGCAGCUCUUCGAGCCGCGUUGGGCGGACCACGAAAUCAGGUUGGAGAGCUCUUCGAGCGGCGGCUGCCGGCUGGCGCAAGGUUCCAGCAGCGGCGCGGGCUGCGGAGGCGGGGGCGGCCAUGGUUCGUCCUCGGCCGCCGCGGCUGCGGCCGCGGCCCGGCCGGUCGAGCUCGCCUUCCGCGGCCUCAGCGUCUCGUGCGGCUCCAAGGCGCUGCUACAGGACGUCUCCGGCCUGGUGAAACCCGGGGAGAUGCUCGCCGUCAUGGGACCCUCCGGUUCUGGCAAGACAACCCUUCUUAAUGCCUUGGCUGGCCGCAUCCGCAUGGACUCCGGCGUUGUACUCCUCAACAGCGAGCCACUGAACAAGCAGCUCCGCAGGCGCAUCUGUUAUGUCCUCCAGCAAGACAUAUUCUUCCCAGACCUUACACUCAGGCAGACACUCAAUUACACAGCACUACUGCGGCUUCCCGAAAGCAUGUCAUACCAUGAGAAGAUGGAGCAUGUCAACCAAAUCAUCGACGUCCUGGACCUAUCUAGGUGUCAAGACACAAUUAUUGGUGACGUGAUGAAGCGAGGCUUGUCCGGCGGCGAGAAGAAGCGUGCAAGCAUAGCCUGCGAACUGCUCACAAAUCCCACUGUCAUGCUCAUUGACGAACCCACCUCAGGUCUGGAUUCCAGCACAGCCCAUUCACUCAUGUCCACCUUGAAGGAGUAUGCCCACAGAGAAAACAAGACCCUCGUCAUCACCGUGCAUCAACCUUCUAGCCAGAUAUUCUACAUGUUCGACAAGCUUCUAUUACUCUGCAAUGGACAGACAGCCUACUAUGGUGAUGUCAACAAAGUAGUCGACUUCUUCAGCAGCAUAGGUCUCCAAAUUCUGCAGCAUUUCAACCCGGCUGAUUUCAUCCUUGAACAAGUGAAGAGGUCACCGGAUAUCCAAGAAAAAAUUAUCAUGAGUGCGCAAGAACUAAAAAAACGUCCAGACUACCCGAAGCAGCUGCUCGAAAAUGCCGAGGUCUACCCAAGUCCAGAGGACGUGGAGAGCCAGUGCAACUACAACGGGGCGGCGGCGAAUGUCGUCAAUUGCCCGCAGUGUCACAAGCAUGUGUGGAAAACCUUCCAGCACAAGCAUGCUGAAGAGGACUCGUGUCACAAAGAGCUUCAUGGGGACAACCAACAGUACGUCUGGGCCGUGUCGGAAGAGGACAAGCCGGGCGCGGAGAAGUCCAAGCAGGUGGAACUGCGAGUGAUGCUCGACCCCGAGAAGAAGAUUCCCACAGUGUACAGCAAAAUUGCCAUCCGUGACGACGAGGACUCGGGUCGCUCAUCUUGGUCCGAAGUCGGCAGCUCCGUGUUCAGCAGCCAGGACGACUUGGGUCACGAACAGAAGUGGCCAACAUCGUUCUGGACUCAGGUGUCGGUGUUGACGCGACGCAACUUCCUCGAAGCCAAGGGCCGUAUGCUGUCCAAGCUCAACUGGGUUCAGACCAUCGGCCUUGGCGUUGUGUGCGGGCUCAUCUGGUUCCAAGUGGACCGCACCGAAGAAACUAUCGCUGACAUCAGGGGCUGGAUCUUCUUCAGCACAACAUACUGGAUGCUGUUUGCAUUGUUUGGCGCACUCAUAUCUUUUCCACCCGAGCGUGAGGUAAUCAACAAGGAACGGGCGUCGGGUGCCUACCGCCUGUCGGCCUACUACCUGGCCAAGAUGAUAGGGGAGCUACCCCUGACACUGACACUGCCGUCUGCAUUCCACCUCAUUGCCUACCCCAUGCUGGGCUUUCACAGUGCACAGACGUUCCUCAGCUUAUGGGGUUUCCUCGUCCUAAGCACUGUAGUCUCGCAGAGUGUUGGGCUCUUCAUCGGCGCCACCUGCACCGACCUCCAAGUGUCUGUGACAGUGUCGGCACUGUACUCCCUCUCCACAAUGCUCUUCGGGGGCUACUACGCCUCUUCCCUGCCGCACUGGCUACGGUGGCUGCAGUACUUCUCUAUGGUGCACUACGCCUUCCAGAACAUGCACAUAGUCGAGUUCAGCAAUGGACCGGACGUCAGGUGCCUGUCGCGAAAUUCCCACUUCACGGCGUGCAACACCGGGGGUAGCGUCAUUCCCGUCGAGGACAUCAUAGGUGACCACGGGACGCCGCUCCCCAUCUGGGCCAACACCCUGGUACUCAUCAGCUUCCUCGUCUUCUUCCGCGCACUGGGAUACCUCGUGCUGCGAUACAUUCACAAACCCAAAUAGGACAAUCUUGGCUUAGUAACCCAAGGUGGACAAGCCUUACGCCGUUGUCUUGACGGCAAGUGCAGUGCCGUCUUUUUUGCACACAAGGACCACAAGCCUUUCUGUUCAUCGCAAAAGCACAGAGAACCGCAGAAGACGGUGGGGAAAGAGAAAUCGCUCCCAUGUCCUCGUGUUUCAUCAAGCGUCGGCAAGUCGCGCCGACUCUUUAGGAAGCUUUGACGCACUCCCCUAACGACCAACCACGCAGCUAUUGAGAAGUCUUACUGGGAGUGAAGCUGCUACGCUGCCAUCUUCUUACCUAUGAAAGCCUUCAAGCCACGAUGCCUCUUUUGCAUGGCCAUGAGCCAGCCCAUUACCGACGUUGAUCCAAGUGUGUUCUUUACAAAAAAAACUGCUUGAGGCAAGAGGCUGCAAAGAAGGCAAUGGUGCACAACGUCCAGCGUGCCAAAAAAAAAAGACAUUUCCAGGAGGAGCUCUAAUUCCUGCAGGAGCAAACUUUUCUAAGCUUGCGCGUUGAAGACGACUGCAAACGUAGUGCGCAGAGGAACUCUACGGCACGACUGACCCUUCUGCGGACACUUGAAAUGUUGUGCCAGUAUGUUGGUGUGGAUGCUGUGACUAUACCGUUGCGAGUGACUGGUGUGAUUGUUUGACUAGUGCGGAAAACGGGGGGAGAAAAAGAAAAAAAAAAAGACGCGCGCGCGUCGUGCAGUCCUCCGCGGCACCGUUGCCUGUGAGCAUCCCGUCGUGGUGCGGUGGAAACCGCUUUCAUCACGCAUGCAUACAUACGCAGCCACCUACACGCAAAUGGGUCAAUGAGAUUCCCCCCCACCGGUGGUAGCACUUCUCGGGGAUAAGAGUCUCUCACUCAUAUUUCCCGAAACCCUUCUCUCCUCUUUUUUUUUGUUUUUUUUUUGCGCUUCUACAACUCGCCUGCUGAAAAGAGGGAGAGAUAGAUAAAUAGCGCUCGCCUCUUUAUCGCAACCUCCCCUCUUAAGGCACAGCAAGAGGGACCGCAUCUUUCUUGUCUUGCUGCAGAUUUUAGUUUCCUCCCUCUGCUUGUUCCCUUUCCCCCUCUUGGCAGAAACGAAACCGCUUGAGUUUUGUUUUCGCACGCUGUGGUAUGGAUCUCACGACGGCAAACGCCAUGGCGCUAGCAGUGACAUACCAAAGAAAAAAAAAUGUGUAGCAGAUGCGCAAGUUAACUCCUUGCCCCCUCAUCCCUACCCCCCUGCGACAUACGGUGAGAAUGUUGAGAGAGAGAGAGAAAAAGUCAGCAAGUACUGCCAAAACCUGCGGCUUGCUGCUUUGGAAAAGCUUUAAAAAAUGCAGGAAGCUAGCAGCAACAACAAAAAAUCACUUUGUACUAUAGAUAAUAUUGCCUCGCACUUUUGUGGGACUAGUACUACUGUCGAGUUAGGCGGCCAUGCGAGAAGGGAGAGCGUUCAGAUUUUCUCCUCGCGUCUGCCCGACUCUGUCCUGGGCGACACACAAAUACUCUCGUUAUUUUUGUAAGGCUGCUUUCUUUCCAGUGUCGCUGGAAGGAGACGGAUGCGCUAAUUUAAACGCCGUGUCUGUCAGCCUCUUUUGUGGACUUUGGGGUGUGCGUGAAUGUGUUUUUUUCUUCUUUACAAACUGAAGACCGCCGAUGCUCUCGGUCGGGCGUUCUUCCUUUUCACCAACUUCUAUCAGGAUGCGCGCUUUUUCCGCGGCGCCUCCUAGCCCGUUGAGCCGUCGGCUGCCAACCUCUGCUCCUCGACGUCUUUCUGCUGUUUGCCGAGAAGCGCCUUUCCUUGUGGCUGAGUACUCACCGUGUGCAGAUCGCUUGGAAUGCUUUCGAAACGUUCCAACGCUAGGUGAGACGUGUGUAAGCUGUAAGCCCCAGGUCGAAAGAUUUCGAUCACCACACUCGCUCCGUCAUCCACGCGCGAUUGCAAAUGUCGGGAAGUGUGCUACCGCUGCACCUAUCUAUACAAGGUGCCCAUACCUUACUUCCAGUUGGGGAAACGGGGAACGCGCUUCGCGCAGCACUUCUUUUCAGACUCUCGAAAGAGUUAAUGUAACUAGCGUUGCUUUCUUGCAAUGCAGUCGCGCGCGUGCAGUUUUGUUCGGCUUCUGCCUUUGCAGAAAAUGAAUGCGUAGAAGUCAUUUUCAUUAAUUAUUAACAUUGCUACAGCAAUGGUUAACCCCUUCAGGGAACACGUUUUAGUGUUCCAUAAAAAUGUCGCGUCACGUUUGCAGUGCCAGAACGGGUGCACUGCAAGUAACAGUAAUUGGAAUUAACCUUCGCCCACGUGGACUUCCUUGAAAACCAGACUUCUACUUUCACUUUCGCUCGGUAUUCCAUAGGACCUGCACGCUGUGAGCAGCCAGGAAAAUGUUUUACACUUUUGCCAUGGUCCGAUUUGUACGAAGCACGUAGCCGACUUUGAAGACAAAACUGGGCAGCACAGUUGAAUGUGCUAUACCAUAAACAUUAUACCGACACACUUGGUACAUUUAUGGUAUACCGUAAACCUGGUAUGCAUACAGUACACCGCAAACCUGGUACAUAUAUGGUAUACCAAAAACUACAUACGAUUACGUAUACCGUAUACCUGGUAUGUUUACGGUACCAGAUUUACUGUCCCAUAGACCUGGCUUGUUUCUGGAUACUAUGUACCUGGUAUGUUCAUGGUAUAUCGUAGCCAUACCAGGUGUGUCGAGAGCGAACCGGCACGCAGUUAUUUCGACACUUCAUUCCAGAGCGUGUGCAUGUUUGUACGAGACCGUGCUGUUGAUGUUUUUCUCACUGGUUUUUUUUUUUUUAAUCGCCGUCCCGAGUCUCGCUUUGCAGCUUCGUGCAGUUGGCCAUUGUUGCGUACGGUUGUUACCGCAGAGUGAGGUUUGCGCUGACCACCGGUGUUCAAGCGCUUGCAAGUGGCCGAGAGAAGAGACGACGGGAAUCGUACAGAACUAGUUUUGGUCUUUUCCUCUUCUUUGCUUAUGAGUAUAUAAAAAAAAAGUGUUAUUGUAAGAGCUAGUUAAUAUAUUCAUACGAACAAACUCGUUCGUCGAUUCCAGUCUUCAGACAAAUCUCUCAAGGCAUCUUGCACUCUUGACUCCGGCAGCCGGUGAAAAAAAAUGAAGAGAAUCUGCGCUCUCACAGAACGAGAGACAAGCCUGUGGGUCUCCUCUCGUAUUUGUUGUUGUUUUGACCGUGGGAGUUUUCUUUUUUCCUCUGGACGCACCACUUGUUGCGUCCAAAAGGGCUGCGUCUCUUCCCGUGUUGCUAAAACUGUUUUCUUCGAACUGUGAUUCUCUUUCGUUUUGACUCUUCCUGCGAAGUGAACAAAUUUUUCUUGCCUCCCCACUUGUUGUCCUUUGCUCACCCUAAAUUUGUAAUCGGCGAUUGGCUUCUAAAAUAUGCAAAAAAAAAUAAUAACUUAGGCACGUACCCUGUUACCACAUUGAGAGAAAAAAACGUCCCUUCCCUUGUUUUUUCUCGUUCUCCUGUCCCGGGCAUUACAUGGAAUGAACUAAAGACAAAAAAUGCGUCCGGCACUGGCAAUGCGGGGAGCGCGGACGCUUUUCAUCGAUGUUGCCUCCUGCAUUUUACGACUCGACCCGUUGCGGACUGCGCAGACUAAUCUGGACUCUAUUUUUUUUGGACACUCGCUUCAAAAGCUGUUUGUACCGAUUCCUUCCUCCUCCUCGUCGCAUCUCACCUUCCCCCUCCCCCCCUUGUACUGGAGUCCAACUUGGUGGCCUUCGAGUCGUGAAGUGCAUAACCACAACUUAAUAAAUUAUUUUGGAGUUUACCCCCCCCCCUCCCCUCCUUUUCUCGAUCCUUACGAGUUUGUAUUUAGGUUCUCUUCAAAGUGAUUCUCCCUUGACCCCUUUUUGCCAUGUAUCCUUGCCCCCCCCACCCACCACCCACACCUUUCUCAUUUGUGUUUUUUUAACCCUUCAUAAGUCAGUAUUUCCUCUCUUGACCAAGUGUUUGUAAAUAUUUUCACCGAUUAUUAAUGUCCUUACGAAUUAAAUGUUUCAUCUAUUUUAUUAUGCAA